AUCUUCGCAGAUAAGAGGCAUGGAGGGGGUCAUUUAUGAAAGCCCGAACAAUGGUUCUGAUGGGCAUCAGAGUAGCAAUUCCAAGUGGAUUUCUAAUGAUGAGCAAAAUGCAUCUGGAAAUGGAAACACUCAUGGAAAUCCAGAUCUCAAUGUUGGUGAUGCAAGCAGAAACAACCAGGGAACUUUUCUUGUGUUCUGUAAAUAUGGUUUGCCUAUUUCUUGAUUCAAUUUUGAAUGGAUAAAUGCCGCAAUUGGCUUGGAGCAAAUUUAUCUAUCUAGCAUUGUAAUGCUGGCUAUAACCUUAGCACCGUAAGAUAUAUUAAGUCCAUAGACCAGAGAAUGAGUAAUUGAGGCAUUUAACUUUCGGACAACUUUGAGAAACGAACCAUUCUUGCCGCUUUUCCAUUCUCUAUAUGUAUAUCCUUUAACUGUGAGCUUUGAGUAGGAAAAGGAAUCUAUUCAUAAGAGUUGAGCUAAGAAAGGAUGAUGCAGAUGUUUGUAGACAACCUUUAGAGGCAAUGUAUCCAAGGGAACCUGGUUUAUCACUUCAGAAGUGGGCUCACAUGCAAGUUGCUGUUGGUGCUCGGGUGGCCUGCUACCAUGAUGAAAUUAAAGUUGCGAUAAAAAAUUUCUCUACCGAUUAUGAGAGAACUGGUUCCACAGUAUCUUUAAGAAAAUGGAAAGGAGAGGCUGGAUUAUUUGGAAGAUGGAAAAACUAUUUUUAAAUUGCGAUUAAGGCUUUGCUCAUCUUUUUACCCAAUUAACGACCGCAUACGGGAUUUUUUUCUUGAACAUGAUGGACACACUCUCCGAGCAAGUCCUCCAUGGGGUUCUGAACUUUUGGAGGUAUAUUGUCUGUGCUUCUUUCUUCCUUCUUUUCAGUUGUCUUGGUUAAAUCUAUUAUUAGUAUUCAUGAUCUCUUUAGUUUUGGUGUUUUGUAAUUUUCAAGUCAACCGAAAUUAUUCUAUGG
Messenger RNA from Rubroshorea leprosula, 970 nucleotides. NCBI's taxonomy places the organism in Eukaryota, Viridiplantae, Streptophyta, Magnoliopsida, Malvales, Dipterocarpaceae. The record is from the annotation of a GenBank genome assembly.